GAUCGUCCUGCGCCCGGCGUCGAUGUUUCUCGGGUUCCACAGGCUCCACAGGCUCGUCUCCGCACCUCCGUCCCGCUUCCUGCGCGCCCGUCUGUCCCGAACGCUCUCCGCCAACAUGUCCUUCCAGUACCCGCUGGCUUUCCGCGACGAGGCCGUGGUUGACAACUACCAUGGACACAAAGUACCAGAUCCCUACAGCUGGCUGGAGGAUCCUGACAGUGAAAAAACACAAGCCUUUGUCACGGCGCAGAACCAGCUGACGUUGCCCUUCCUGGAGCAGUGUGAGGUCAGAGAGCUGUUCAAAGAGCGAAUGACGGAGCUCUACGAUUACCCCAAGUACAGCUGCCCGUUCAAGAGGGGGAGCAGAUACUUUCACUUCUACAACACGGGGCUGCAGAACCAGAGCGUCAUGUACGUCCAGGAGAGUCUGGAGGCGGAGCCCACCGUGUUCCUGGACCCCAACACUUUCUCUGACGACGGCACGGUAGCGCUACGAGGUUACGCGUUCUCAGAGGACGGGGAGUACCUGGCCUACGGCACCAGUGCCAGCGGCUCGGACUGGGUGGAGAUCCGCUUCCUGCGGGUGGAGGGGGCCGUGCCUCUGGAGGACCGUCUGGAGAGGGUCAAGUUCAGCUGCAUGUCCUGGACCCACGACGGGAAGGGCCUCUUCUACAACUCGUACCCCGACCAGGAGGGCAAGAGCGACGGCACAGAGACGUCGACAAACCUGCACCAGAAGCUCUACUACCACGUGCUGGGGAGCGCUCAGGCCGAUGAUGUUCUGUGUGCACAGUUCCCCGAGCAGCCCAAGUGGAUGAGCGGAGCCGAGGUGUCAGAUGACGGGCGUUACGUGCUGCUGUCCAUCAGGGAAGGUUGUGAUCCGGUCAACAGAUUGUGGUACUGUGACCUACAGAGCCAGCCUCAGGGAAUCACAGGCCUGUUGCCGUGGGUGAAGCUGAUCGAUAACUUUGACGCAGAGUACGAGUAUGUGACAAACGAGGGCACAGUGUUCACGUUUAAAACCAACCUGGAGGCCCCGAGGUACCGGCUCAUCAACAUCGACUUCUCCAGCCCAGAGCCCAGCAGCUGGAGAGAGCUCCUCCCACAACACGACAAGGACGUGAUCGUGUUUGCGACGUGCACACACUCCAGCCUGCUGUUCGUCUGCUUCCUCCACGACGUGAAGAACGUGCUGAAGAUGUACCAGCUGAGCACAGGGGACGAGCUCCGCACCUUCCCCCUGGACGUGGGCUCCAUCGUGGGCUUCACCGGGCGCAAGAGGGACACGGAGAUCUUCUACUACUUCACCUCCUUCCUCUCCCCAGCCAUCAUUUACCACUGUGACCUGACGCAGGAGCCUCUGCAGCCGCACGUGUUCAGAGAAGUCACCGUCAAAGGCUUCAACCCCGCAGACUACCAGACCACACAGGUGUUCUACCCGUCUAAAGAUGGCACACAGAUCCCCAUGUUCAUCGUGCAUAAAAAGGGCAUCGCUCUGGACGGCUCUCACCCGGGUUUCCUCUACGGAUACGGGGGCUUCAACAUCUCCAUCACGCCCAGCUACAGCGUGUCCCGACUCAUCUUCGUGCGACACCUGGGGGGAGUGCUCGCCGUGGCCAACAUCAGGGGAGGAGGGGAGUACGGGGAGACCUGGCACAAAGCGGGGAUGUUGGCGAACAAACAGAACUGCUUCACAGACUUCCAGUGUGCGGCCGAGUACCUCAUCAAAGAAGGAUACACCUCCCCCUCCAAACUCACCAUCAACGGAGGCUCCAACGGCGGCCUGCUCGUGGCUGCGUGCGUGAACCAGCGGCCCGAGCUGUUUGGCUGUGCCGUGGCUCAGGUCGGGGUCAUGGACAUGUUGAAGUUCCACAAGUUCACCAUCGGACACGCCUGGACCACGGACUACGGCUGCUCCGAGGACAAGGAGCAGUUUGAGUGGCUCAUCAAAUACUCCCCCCUCCACAACAUCCACGUGCCAGAGGGCAGCGGCGCGCAGUACCCGGCCGUGCUGCUCCUCACGGGCGACCACGACGACCGCGUGGUGCCGCUCCACUCGCUCAAGUACAUGGCCACGCUGCAGCACGUGGUGGGUCGCAGCCCGCAGCAGAGCAAGCCCCUCUUCAUCCUGGUGGACACCAAGUCUGGCCACGGGGCGGGAAAGCCCACCAGCAAGGUCAUCCAGGAGGUCGCCGACACGUACGCCUUCAUCGCCCGCUGCCUCAACCUGUCCUGGGUCAAAUAACACGCACAACCGCCACACACACACACACACACACACACAGAAGGAGGGACUUGUAUUAUCGGGUACUGCAGGCGAAAAGCGAAACGAAGCCAAGGAGAUGAGCCAAGGAAUGUGUUCCCAUGUACAGGUAACAUUUUAAUCCUUCAAAAGAAAAGAUAUUUUGUUGUUAAUCGUUACGACAACGGUCCUACUUUUUAAUAAUUCUGAAAAAUAUGGAUGGGUUGUGUUCAUGGCAGAGGUGGAGACUUUUAGGACUUGAGACUUGACUUGAUAAAAUGGACUAAGACUUUGGGACUCGACUCGGACUUUGAGGCCUGUGACGUGAGACUUGAGAAGCACUUUUAAAUCUGAACUUUUUCUAUUCUGACCAAAAUGAUUCACUCUAAGAUCGUGUCAAGACAUUUAAAAAGGAAAAAAAAUGCAUUUCUACAACUCAAAUAUAAUCAAAUACUGUGAUUUUUAUAUGUACAAUUUAUCUUAAAAUUCAUAUAAAUUGCAAAAAUCAAAGCUAUAUUUGUUUUUGGUUUAAAGACUUGAAAUGACUUGAAGCUCAAAGCAGACGACUUGGACUUGACUUGGACUUACGGGCCAGUGACUCGAGAGUUGACUUGGACUUGUCUGUAUUUGACUUGGGACUUGACUCGGACUUGAGACUUGCAAAACGACGACUUGGUCCCACCUCUGGUUCAUGCCACGUCAGAAUGUGAUUAGGGAUGAAUCACUCCAGCUUUUUCAGCUCUGAUACCGAUAUUUUGACUUAACCGAUACUCGAUAUAAACCGAUAACUGUGUAGGAAUAAGAAAUGUCGCUUAUUUCCUUAAAACACGGUUUAAGUAUUAAACAAGAUCCAGUUGAGUUAAGUAACGGUUCUUUAUCCUUCACAUCACGACUCAACAGCUUUGUGUGACUAAAAGUUCAAACAUUAUGAGACGUUUCUAGACCAGGGGUCCCCAACCCCACGAGCCGCGGACCUCCCAUACGCAUCUCUAAACCAUGUCUAAAACCAUGUCUAAAACCAGGUCUAAAACCAGGUCUAAAACCAGGACUAAAACCAGGACUAAAACCAGGUCUAAACCAGGUCUAAACCAGCUCUAAACCAGGUCUAAAACCAGGACUAAAACCAGGACUAAAACUAGGUCUAAACCAGGACUAAAACCAGGUCUAAAACCAGGUCUAAACCAGGUCUAAACCAGCUCUAAACCAGCUCUAAAACCAGAACUAAAAUCAGGAAUAAAACUAGGUCUAAACCAGGUCUGAACACGGAAUAAGAUAGGAGUAAACUAGGUCUAAUCCAGGUCUAAACCAGGUCUAAACCAGCUCUAAACCAGCUCUAAAACCAGAACUAAAAUCAGGACUAAAACUAGGUCUAAACCAGGUCUGAACACGGAAUAAACUAGGAGUAAACUAGGUCUAAUCCAGGUCUAAUCCAGGUCUAAACCAGGUCUAAACCAGGUCUAAACCAACUCUAAACCAACUCUAAACCAGCUCUAAAAAAAAAACCAGGACUAAAACCAGGACUAAACCAGGACUAAACCAGCUCUAAACCAGCUCUAAAACCAGAACUAAAAUCAGGACUAAAACUAGGUCUAAACCAGGUCUGAACAAGGAAUAAACUAGGAGUAAACUAGGUCUAAUCCAGGUCUAAACCAGGUCUAAACCAACUCUAAACCAGCUCUAAAAACCAGGACUAAAACCAGGACUAAACCAGGUCUGAACAAGGAAUAAACCAGGACUAAAACCAGGACUAAACCAGGACUAAACCAGGACUAAACCAGGACUAAA
This is a messenger RNA of Boleophthalmus pectinirostris (great blue-spotted mudskipper), 4027 nucleotides long. RefSeq names its product prolyl endopeptidase (gene prep). The coding region runs from base 23 to 2245 and encodes 740 amino acids. The record is from RefSeq and is a predicted model, not a curated record. The transcript has 16 exons. Gene Ontology annotation, cellular component: cytosol. Gene Ontology annotation, molecular function: serine-type endopeptidase activity; oligopeptidase activity. Gene Ontology annotation, biological process: proteolysis. NCBI's taxonomy places the organism in Eukaryota, Metazoa, Chordata, Actinopteri, Gobiiformes, Gobiidae.